Molecule: messenger RNA, 2080 nt
Organism: Wasmannia auropunctata (little fire ant)
Lineage: Eukaryota; Metazoa; Arthropoda; Insecta; Hymenoptera; Formicidae
Gene: Wdfy2
Product: WD repeat and FYVE domain-containing protein 2
Exons: 7
Coding region: 122-1348 (408 amino acids)
Molecular function (GO): metal ion binding; protein binding
Source: RefSeq, a predicted model, not a curated record
CGCGAGAGUUUCUCCAUCUCGCUAAUCCACAAGUGCCGUGGUCAGCAUCUGACAACUGUCAGAUGGCAAUUGCAUUCAUUUGACAUUUAUGCACUUGUGAUUACGUUUGUGCGGUUGAGAAAUGGCAGCAGAAAUAAAGCCCGCGCCGGGAGUAAAUCACGAUAAAUUCAGUAGCAGCCGCAAACCAGUCCUUCUGUCAAAAUUGGAGGGCUGCAGCGAUGACGUUAAUGCGGCUAUCAUUAUCCCACAGGAAGAGGGUGUAAUCAGUGUUUGCGAUGACAGGACAGUUAGAGUGUGGUUGAAACGGGAUUCUGGUCAAUAUUGGCCGAGUAUUUGUCAAUACAUGCCAGCGGGUGCUACCUCUAUGCACUAUUGCGUAGAAACGAGGCAACUGUUUGUAGGCCUAGAUAAUGGAAGCGUUAAUGAAUUUGUCUUGGAGCAAGAUUACAAUCGAAUGACAGCUAUGCGCGAUUAUUUAGCGCACCAAGCGAGAGUCACAGGAAUCAUUUUUACGGCAGAUUUCGAAUGGGUCUUGAGCAUAGGUCGCGAUAAAUUAUUUCAAUUGCACAGUUCCGAGACAGGACAGAAAUUGGGAUCGUACCAAACAGAUGCCUGGUAUACCGCUCUACAAUUUGAUGCCCAAUCCAAACACGCUUUCGUAGGAGACUAUUCCGGUCAGAUAGCCAUGCUGAAGCUGGACAAUAAUGGCGUUACUUUCAUUACUACAUUAAAGGCACACACGGGAAGUAUCCAUACGUUGGCAUGGGACUCGGAAAAACAAUUGCUGUUUUCCGGUAGUUUUGAUCAAAGCAUCAUCGUUUGGGACAUUGGAGGUCGCCAAGGCACUGCUUACGAGCUUCAGGGACACCAUAACAAGGUAACGGCGUUAUGCUACGCAAGCGUCGAACGUUUACUCUUAUCCGGAGGUGAGGACGGCGUGAUCGUCUGCUGGAAUAUGACGGCAAAUAGGAAAGAAACCGCGGCUUGGGUCGAGUCCGAUAUCUGUCAGGCUUGCGGAAGACCCUUCUUCUGGAAUAUAAAAGCUAUGAUGGAUCAACGACAGUUGGGAUUGAGACAGCAUCAUUGUCGCUAUUGCGGUCGCGCGUUGUGCGCUCGCUGCACAUCGCAACGGAUACCAAUACCGGCGAUGGGCUUCGAGUUUGAAGUAAGAGUCUGCGAUCAGUGUCAUAUACAGCUCAAGUCGGAGAACCAAUCGUCGCUGGCCUCUUUCCACGAUGCCAAGCACAGUGUGGUUGGGAUGGAUUUGGACGCUCCUAGGCGAAGAUUGUUGACCAUCGGCCAAGAUCGCGUUAUUAAAAUUUGGGAUGUAUCCGCGCUCUUUCAGUGAAUUUUCACGUGUAUGUAUGUAUGUUGUUAUAAUCUAAAUUGAUACGAAUCAAAUCACACAGAGGGGUAUCGUCAUACUCGAAAGAAAAUACUCUGGAACCUAUUUUUGUGAUUAUGUAAUUAUAAUUAUGCCUGUUUGUGUGAGUCGGUGAUCGGUGAUCGAUCGUAAUUGCGUAACUCAAGUUGAACUGACGAGCUGAUAGAAAAUACAGAGAGCGAUCGAUCGCGAGUAAUCGUUUGUCAGUUUGUUGAUAAUGUUGAUAACGCCGGUGAUAGCCUGCUUAAUCCAUGUCCGGAUUUUCUGCAUAAGAUAUCAGGAAAUAGUUGAAAAGAAGACCAGUAUGGCGCAAGCACGUUAAUUCAGUGGCAUUAUCUUUAAACAUGUUGUAUAUUGAUAGAAGAGCGUUUACUUCCAGAAAAAUGUUUGUGCGACUUUGCAACGUGCGAUUACACAAACGUAAACAGUAGUCUGUGGAUAUAUGUAUAUGUAUGCAAGGUGAAUGGGGGGGGGGGAGGGGGGCUGCCUUCGAUCAGGAUGACGGACGACACUGAUAGUCACAACACAACGCAGGUGCAAUUAACAGUAUUCAAAUAUCUUUCGAAGAGUGUAUGAAUUUGAUACUUUUUUUUUUAUUUUUUUCAAUAACACAUUUAUACAUGUAAAUCAAACAUGAUUUCGAGACGGAUUUCUUUUUAUUAAAUUCCCGAAUAAAUUUCUUGAUGUAUCCCCCGA